Molecule: messenger RNA, 2322 nt
Organism: Haemonchus placei
Lineage: Eukaryota; Metazoa; Nematoda; Chromadorea; Rhabditida; Trichostrongylidae
Source: the annotation of a GenBank genome assembly
AUGUGGCCCUUACGUUUCGCUAUUUCGAUGCAUUUGAAUGGUCGCGAUAUUUCUUCCUGUAAGCCAACUAUCCAUAUGAUUGAUUCUCGGCCUUUCAGAUUGAAGAGGCCGCUGACUUUGUCCGAGAAAAUUCUGUAUGGCCAUUUGGAUCAACCAGCUACAGAACACAUUGAACGUGGAGUCUCUUAUUUGCGGUUACGGCCGGAUCGAGUGGCUAUGCAAGAUGCUACGGCACAGAUGGCGAUGCUCCAAUUCAUUUCGUCAGGAUUACCGAAAGCUGCAGUACCAUCCACAAUUCAUUGUGACCACUUGAUCCAAGCGCAGAAAGGAGGAGAUGCUGAUCUUACCAGAGCGAAGGAGCUUAACAAAGAGGUAUACAACUUCCUCGAGUCGGCAGGAAACAAGUACGGUGUCGGUUUUUGGAAACCAGGAUCUGGAAUCAUCCAUCAGAUCAUCCUAGAAAAUUAUGCUUUCCCUGGACUCCUCCUCAUUGGAACCGACUCUCACACUCCCAACGGAGGUGGUCUUGGUGGAUUGUGCAUUGGAGUCGGAGGAGCUGAUGCGGUAGAUGUCAUGGCCAAUAUUCCUUGGGAAUUGAAGUGUCCUAAAGUGAUCGGAAUCCGGCUGACUGGCAAGCUCUCCGGAUGGACUUCGGCUAAAGACGUCAUUCUCAAGGUAGCCGACAUUCUGACUGUAAAGGGAGGUACCGGAGCCAUUGUUGAAUACUUUGGACCUGGUGUUGACUCAAUUUCGGCCACCGGAAUGGGGACAAUUUGCAACAUGGGAGCAGAGAUCGGAGCAACUACGUCAGUUUUCCCAUUCAACGAUAGCAUGAAGAAAUAUCUUGCGGCUACUGGUCGAGAAGCCAUCGCGAAAGAAGCUGAGAAGUACAAGGAUCUUCUCACUGCGGAUCCUGGAGCCCACUACGAUCAGGUCAUCGACCUGAAUCUGGAUACUCUUAUUCCGCACGUCAAUGGUCCUUUCACUCCCGAUCUGGCUUCACCUAUCGAUAAACUAGGUGAAAAUGCAAAGAAAAAUGGAUGGCCUUUGGACAUUAAAGUCGCUCUGAUCGGUUCAUGUACCAACUCUUCAUAUGAAGAUAUGACACGAGCUGCAUCUAUUGCUAAACAGGCACUCGACAAAGGGUUGCAGGCGAAAACUUUGUUCACAAUCACUCCUGGAUCGGAACAAGUUCGAGCUACUAUUGAAAGGGAUGGGCUUUCAAAGAUUUUCAGUGACUUCGGAGGGAUGGUUUUGGCUAACGCUUGCGGACCUUGCAUCGGUCAAUGGGAUCGUCAGGACGUGAAGAAAGGAGAAAAGAACACCAUUGUGACCUCUUACAACCGAAACUUUACUGGAAGGAACGAUGCGAAUCCUGCUACCCAUGGCUUCGUAACAUCUCCUGACAUUGUGACCGCACUCGCUAUAACUGGAAGACUCGACUUCAAUCCUUUAAAAGACCCAGUUACCGCACCGGACGGCUCUAAAUUCAUGCUGAAACCUCCGACGGGAGACGAUCUUCCCCAGAAAGGUUACGAUCCCGGCCAGGACACUUUCCACCCACCUUCAAACUCUGGAGAGGUUGUGGUCGAUCCUAAGUCAGACCGUUUACAACUUCUUCAGCCGUUUGACAAAUGGGAUGGAAAAGAUUUGGAAGACAUGCUUAUUCUGAUCAAAGUUAAGGGGAAGUGCACCACUGACCAUAUUUCUGCCGCUGGGCCAUGGUUGAAAUACCGAGGUCAUCUUGACAAUAUUUCUAACAACUUAUUCUUAACUGCUGUAAACGCGGAAAAUGGUGAAAUGAACAAGGUUCGUAACCAUCUAACGGAUGCAUUUGGCACGGUCCCAGAUACUGCGCGCUAUUACAAAGCUCAUGGAGCGAAUUGGGUAGCGAUUGGGGACGAGAAUUAUGGUGAGGGAUCAAGUCGUGAACAUGCUGCUCUUGAGCCACGACAUCUAGGAGGAAGAGCCAUCAUCACCAAGUCGUUUGCCAGAAUUCACGGUAUGGUUUCUAUUGGAAUAAUGCCGAUGGUGGUCGCAUCCGAAAAAAAUAUUUUAGAGACGAAUUUGAAGAAACAAGGAAUGCUCCCGUUGACCUUCGCAAACCCGGCUGACUAUGAUAAGAUUGAUUCUGGCGACAAAGUUUCGAUAGUUGGUUUGCGAGAGUUUGCUCCAGGCAAGCCACUGAAAGCCAUUAUCAAGAAAUCGGACGGUUCCAAGAUCGAGAUUUCUCUUAACCACACCUUCAACGAACAGCAAAUAGAGUGGUUCAAAGCAGGAUCUGCUUUGAACAGAAUGAAGGAGAUGUUUGCCUCUAAGUAA